CGUGUCGAGAAUUGCCAUCCCUGCUUUCAUCAUCCCCUCCCCCCUCUCUCUCUCGAAACUCCAUUGGAAGAUAACAGAUAAAGCUUUCGUUUCCUUUUAGGAAUUCACCCUAAAAAAUGUUUCGUGAAUUCUUUUCAUACAAGUAAACCCACCCACCCAAUCCUCCGUGCGUCUACUUUACAAUCAUUCCCACAAAUUCGUCAUCGCUUCCAAUUAAGACAAUUGUAAUCAUCGAUCCUAGCAGCUACUGCUACAAAUCGUUUCUUAUGCAUACAUGUAGCUCUCUUUCGCUCUAUGAUUUCAAAUCGGUUAAGUUUUAGGUGCUAUGUAUGAUGUUGCUGCAUAAAUGAUAGGGUAAACUGGAAGGGCAUAAUGGCAUUAGUAACCCACCAGGUUCAGGGUUCAUAUGCUUCUCCAAGACCUUUAUCUUUGAAGAAAGGGAUCGAAUCAAAGAACUUUUUAGCAGCAUUUCCAAUUGUUAAGAGAACGGAUAUUAUAUUAUUGAAGCAUAGAUCUUGUUUAUGGUUUUAUGCAAUCAAUAACGACCUCACAUCUGCCUGUAACCUGUUCGAUGAAACUCCUAACAGAACUGUCUAUCUCUGGAAUUCCAUCAUCAGAGCUUACGCCCAAACCCAUUCUUUUCUUGAUGCAUUUUCACUCUUCAAACAAAUGCUGGCCUCAGAAACAAAGCCCGAUAAUUUCACAUUUGCUUGCAUUUUACGUGCUUGUUCCGAAAAACUAGAUCUUGAAGCUCUUAAGCUUGUGCAUGGGCAAGUAAUUGUUUCUGAUUUGGGAUCAGACUCCAUUACCGCUAGUGCACUUGUGUCAGCUUACUCUAAACUUGGCCUCGUUGAUGAUGCAAGAAUGGUCUUUGAUGGGCUAAACAGACACGACUUGGUUUUACACAACACAAUGAUUACAGGUUAUGGAUCUUGUGGGUACUGGGAGAAAGCACUAAAUCUGUUUAUUAUAAUGAGAAGAAUUGGAUAUCAGCCUGAUGGGUAUACAGUUGUAGGGUUAUUAUCGGGUUUAACAUGUUCUAGCUUGCUGGAAAUAGGCCAAGGAAUCCAUGGUUACUGUUUGAGAAGCGGGUUUGAUUCUAACACACACAUAAGUAGCGUCCUUGUUAGUAUGUACACAAGAUGUGGUUGUAUGAAUUCGGCCUAUAAAGUAUUUAGUGGUUUAUCACAUCCCGAUUUGGUAACAUGGUCUGCUUUAAUAUCUGGUUUUUCACAAUCUGGAGAGUAUCAUAACGCCUUAAUUUAUUUCAGGAAACUGAAUUCCUGUGGCAAAAAACCAGACUCCGUUCUUAUCUCCAUUUUACUGGCUGUAACUUCACAAUUGGUCACUUUGGCACCAGGUGUCGAGCUACAUGGUUAUGCCAUACGCCAUAACCUACACUCGGAGGUCAUGGUGUCUUCUGCAUUGAUAGACAUGUACUCAAAAUGUGGUUUCUUGGACUUGGCACUCAAGGUGUUCGAUGAAAUGCCUAAAAGAAACAUAGUUUCAUACAAUUCAGUAAUAGCAAGUUUUGGUUUAUACGGACUUGCAUCCGAGGCUUUUGAAGUGUUUCAUGAGGUUCUUGAACGAGGUCUAAAACCUGAUGAAUCUACUUUCACUGCUCUACUAUCUGCUUGCUCCCAUGGUGGUCUUCUUAAAGAAGGUCGAGACGUUUUCAGAAGAAUGAGGGACGAUUUUAGCAUUGAAGCAAACACUGAACAUUAUGUUCAUUUUGUGAAGCUUGUUGGUAUGGCUGGGGAGUUGGAUGAAGCUUAUGAGGUUGUUAACUCAUUGGGAGAGCAUGUGGAUUCUGGUAUUUGGGGUGCGCUUCUUUCUUGCUGUGAUGCACAUAAUGAUUUGAAAAUGGCAGAGAUUGUGAGUCAGCGACUCCUUGAGUGUAAGCAAGAGAGAAUCAGCUACAAAGUUAUGGUUUCUAAUAUGCUUGCUGGAAAUGGGAGGUGGGAUGACGUGAAAAAAUUGAGGGAUGAAUUAGAUGGUGUGGGAAAUAGGAAAGUUUGUGGUGUUAGCUGGAUUGAGGUCUAACCGAAGGAAAUACCAAAGUUGAAAGGGGCAUGUAACGUAGCGGUAUCAAGAAUGUUGUAAAUAUGCCCCUUAAGCCAAUGAAUUCAGGGUUCAAGUCCCGGUUUAGUUUAGGAGCAGAUUAAGGGGUGUGUGAGUUAGUUGUUCAAAUGAAAAUUAACAAUGGAAAUGAUUCAUAUCUAUGUUAAAUAUAUGAGAUUAGUGGUUGCGGUG
Messenger RNA from Lactuca sativa (garden lettuce), 2253 nucleotides. RefSeq names its product putative pentatricopeptide repeat-containing protein At1g64310. Gene Ontology annotation, biological process: RNA modification. NCBI's taxonomy places the organism in Eukaryota, Viridiplantae, Streptophyta, Magnoliopsida, Asterales, Asteraceae. Gene Ontology annotation, molecular function: RNA binding; protein binding. The record is from RefSeq and is a predicted model, not a curated record.